Molecule: messenger RNA, 1946 nt
Organism: Pocillopora damicornis (cauliflower coral)
Lineage: Eukaryota; Metazoa; Cnidaria; Anthozoa; Scleractinia; Pocilloporidae
Product: threonylcarbamoyl-AMP synthase
Biological process (GO): regulation of translational fidelity
Cellular component (GO): cytoplasm
Molecular function (GO): nucleotidyltransferase activity; double-stranded RNA binding; tRNA binding
Source: RefSeq, a predicted model, not a curated record
UGGCAGACACGUGCAACUAGCUUCGUAGUGGUACCAUUCCAAGUCUGUUAGUGUUUUCCAAAUUCAGUGCAUAUAUUUGUGGAAAAGAGGACUUUAAAUUCUCGACUUGCGACUUUUCAUCAUGAAUACGUCGGCAAAAAUUGUAAAAAUUUCUCUCACAGCAAUCGAAAAGCGACCUGAAGUUGUUGGGCGUGAAGACAAUGCUCCAAAUCUCGAAAGUAUCAUCAACGCUUCUGUCAAGUCACUUAAGAGUGGUAAUGUGAUUGCUAUUCCAACUGAUACCAUCUAUGGGGUAGCAGCCUUGGCGCAGUCCACUGAAGCAGUCACUAAGUUGUAUGAAAUCAAGAGGCGACAUGAAGAGAAGCCAGUUGCAAUAUGUGUUGGGAACUUGGAAGAUGUAUAUAAAUGGGGAAAAGUGACUGUGAGUAAAGAAAUUCUUCAAGACUUGCUUCCUGGGCCUGUGACAUUAGUAUUUGAAAGGACUGAGCAGUUAAAUCCUGGGUUAAAUCCAACAACAAGACUUGUUGGAAUCAGAAUUCCUGAUCAUGAUUUUGUGCGGCAAUUGAGUUUAGCAUGUGAAGAACCACUUGCUUUGACAAGCGCAAAUGUGAGCACUGUGGGACAAAGCAGUUUGAAAAUUGAGGAAUUUAAAGAAAUUUGGCCAAAACUAGAUUUAAUUCUUGAUGGUGGAGUGUUAGGAUUGACUGAGCAGUGUCGCAAAGGUUCAACUGUUGUUAAUUUGUCAGUUCACGGCAAGUUUUCUAUCAUCAGAGAAGGCAGUGCCUAUGAUCAAACAGUGAACAUUCUCAGCAGAAAAUAUGGUUUAGAGGAUUGCACUAGCUGACAACAUACUACAGCAGUAUUUGCACCUUUUUUACUUGAACAAAUAAGGAACAUCACAAUCACUCAUGAGAUCUAAUUAACGAUUCUUUGCUCUGUUUGCUAUAAAUUUCUUGUAAGUUGAGCUCUGAGGAUUUGGUGUUAGUCAAGCUAUAACCCCAAUACCUUUCUGCUUGAAAGAGUAUCAACAUUAUAGGAAAAAUUUCUCUUUGGUCAUUCCUGAGAGAUUUAGUGGUACAUCAUUUCAAUUUUAGUUGUUGCAGCCAUUGUUGUAUGUUGUAAAUUAUAUAAGAACUGUCUUGAAACUGAGUAAAUCUGAGGAUAAUAUUUUUGUUGGGGCAAAAAUAAACCAAAGAGAAGCAAGAUGUUAAGGAAUGGAAACAAUUAAUAAAGACACCAAGCAAUAAACAAGAAAAAUUUGAACUAAAUAUUUCUUUGAGAAAUAAAUUGUAAAAUAGGUCCUUUUACCAUGUACACACCAGUCUGUACUCAAUUUGGUACUAUAUAAAGACAAGAAUGUGUCAGCAAUUUGCACUCUUAAAUUUGUGAUAUGCCAACAGCUUUUAAGUGAUAGUGUUAUUCCAUCAAGAAACUUUGACUGGAGGAGUUGCAUGGUCUUCAGUGAUAAAGUAAAAUUGGAAGGGUAACAUUUGUUAAUUUGCCAGUCAUUUGUUGUGAGACUUUUUACAUAUGUACAGCAAUUUAAUUGCACCAUAUGUAAGCUGCAAGGUUUACAUGACAGUAUCAUUUUCGUUUAAUGAUAAUAUAGGAGUAUUGGUAAAAAAUUUCCUUAUCAUUGUAGAAGUAUUUGUGUCAUUUGAUGCAUUUUAAAUAUUUAUUGUGUUGUGGGUACUAAUGUUUGAGCUAUUUCAUGUAUGCAUAAUUAAAUAUCAUGAUCCUAGGAGUACAUAACACUUGGACGUAAAACUUAAGCCAUGUUUGGCUCAGAACAUCUGAAUAUGAAUAAUGUGACAGCUCUAUUUGUGUACCAAUGAAACAACUGUCAACAGUUUUACAUUGACGUGGUUCUGUUGCUGCUUGUGUACUGAUAAGAGUUGAUCAUUUGUAAAUGUCGUAUUUAUGGGAACAACUAUGGAUGUAAAGUA